UGCAUCGCGCUGCACCGUGCGCAGUCUGGCGCAGACGCAGAUGGUCAAAUGUGUCAAGUAGUGCAGUGUCAGACGUGAGAUUGCGGUUAUCGUUUUUAUCGUUGUUCUUGGUGGGUGGUUCAUUCUGUUGUGAAUCGAAAUAAUGGCGGAUACGACGGUAGACGCCACGAGGCGUCUAAACGUCAAAAAGCAGACACUGGACGACGCUUACGCCGCGCCAGCCAAUUUCCUCGAGAUCGACGUAAUGAAUCCAAUGACGCACGGCGUCGGUAAGAAGCGGUAUACCGACUAUGAAGUUCGCAUGAGGACUAACUUACCCGUAUUCAAAGUGAAGGAAUCCAGUGUUCGGAGAAGAUAUAGUGACUUUGAAUGGUUAAGGAAUGAGUUGGAGAGAGAUAGCAAGAUUGUGGUACCUCCCCUACCAGGCAAAGCAUGGAAACGUCAAAUGCCCUUUCGAAGUGAUGAUGGAAUUUUUGAGGAAGACUUUAUUGAAGAUCGAAGAAAGGGCUUAGAAGUCUUUGUGAACAAAAUAGCUGGGCAUCCUCUGGCACAAAAUGAGCGAUGUCUGCAUAUGUUUUUACAGGAGUCCAUUAUAGAUAAAAAUUACGUACCAGGAAAAAUACGAAAUACGUAGGCUCGAUCAACAACCUUAUUAAGCGUACGUUUGAGUAAUUCAUCCUCUGCGUACUUGUUCUUUGAUAUGGACAUUGAUGGCAUAGAGAGUGAAGAGUUAAACUGACAACUGGCAUAUUUUUAUUGGCAUUGGCCAUAGGCCCUGUAAUGCUACGAUAUCGGAUUAGCGUAUAAUUAUCGAUGUAAUGAUUAUCAUUAAUUAUUAUACUUAAAAUGAAAAAGAAGAGAAGCGCGAGAUGAAAUAUUGUGAUAAAGAGAUAGGAGCGCCAUGCAAAGGAAUUCAAUAUACCAGGUAUGCCGAUUUGUGCCAUUCUUUCUAAACAACGUUUGCGAGUGCUGCGGAAGUGUAGAUAAAUUCUAAUAAAUUCCGAACUGACGAUCCACAGACACAUUAUUUCUCAUCCAAUUUGCAAUGUGUCUAUCUCGUUUCAAGUUUCCUUCGCACUGUUAGUAUGCCUCAAAAAGAUCACUUUUUUUGUAUGGUGUAUAAAGAUUAGGGUAGGCUUCUGUAAUUCAGAAUUUUGUAAUUACAUCAGGACGAUAGACGGUUUAUCUCACUAUACUUAUAAAGAGAUGCUGUGAGGAUAUCAAAAUAGGAAUGUAUUAAUGAAAGAGAGAAUGAAAAUAAAAAGCAUGUAUGUAGUGGUAUUGGUGAAAGAUGCAGGGUCGACGUUUCAUUUUACGAAACGUGAUAUUGUUUAAGGUGGCUCCUUUCGUGCAGUGAGUGUGUGUGGGGAAUAUCUUGUGCAUAUACACGCCACCUGGUUGAACAAUGAAUCACUUGUGAACAGGUGAACCAAGACAAGUAUAUACUUUACCAAUCAAUUCAUUCUACUUUACCCAUUUAAGUAAGACAGAAAAAUUGCUAGGAUUGAUCGAAAUAUUUUUUAUAAUUAUCCAAUUUAAAUUCACCGCAGCAAUUGAUUGUAUGAGCGUUCACUCAAUUAGCACAAUUUACUGUAUAAUGUUAUAUAUUGCAUAAGUAAAGAGCUACAUGUAUAUUUUAGAGUAAUUUAAGCCUCUUGCUCACCAUGUCUGUAGGAAUCAGUUUGAUGAUUAGUUACAAGAUCGAGGUGGAAGUCUACAGGUGGGCUGCUGAUCUGUAAUAAAUCAAAGGCAAUAUUGUACAAUUUUCUCAUAAGAAAUUAAUUAAUUUUUAAUUUUAUGAGAAAACUGCACAAGUAGGUUCUGUUUAUUAAUAAUUAUACUCAAGUGAAGUGAGCAGCAGACAUAAAGCAAGCAUGACUAUACGUCUUACUUUCUGUUAGCAUGAAUGUAUAAGUUAUAGGCAUUCAGAUUGGACCGAUGUAGAAUAGAAAGCAAUCUUUAUAAAUGUCACGAGCCCAUGAAAUGCAAUUCAAAUACAGUAAAAUCUAUGUAUACCUGAAAUCCGUAAUAUUAUAUUCAUUAGCAUAAGGUCGGACUUAUGUACCUUCAGUGUUCUGAUAUUCAUGUAUUACGAUAACGUUCAUGCAUACAUUUACUUACCCCAACACGGUCCUAUUUGUUGUUAAUAAUCCUGUAUAUUUAAUGAAUAAUUUGUAUAUUCUGUUUUGAGAUCUGUCAGCAAUGUCUGAAUCAAUUUAUAUGUAAUAUCAUAUUAUCUUAUGCGUGGAUGUUAUUGCAUCGCGAUAUUUCUAAGUGUAAUAAAUGAAGUAUUAGUACCGUAA
Molecule: messenger RNA, 2303 nt
Organism: Orussus abietinus
Lineage: Eukaryota; Metazoa; Arthropoda; Insecta; Hymenoptera; Orussidae
Gene: Snx3
Product: sorting nexin-12
Exons: 4
Coding region: 143-634 (163 amino acids)
Biological process (GO): endocytic recycling; late endosome to Golgi transport
Cellular component (GO): retromer complex; early endosome membrane
Molecular function (GO): phosphatidylinositol-3-phosphate binding
Source: RefSeq, a predicted model, not a curated record